GCCCUUCCCGGUUUUCCCUCUUUCCCUGGGUUGCAGCUGCGUUCCCAGCGCCAAGAGCUGGCUGGAGCGAGGAGUGGGGGGAGGUUGAGGAGGAACGGGAGCGCUUCGUGGGCAAAAAGAGUCCUGCACAUCACAACUUCUUCCCGAACAUCUUUGAGAUCCUGAGCUGUGGUUGCCUCUCCUCCCCAGACCACCUGCAAGGGCUGGAUUAUGCUUGUCACGUUCUCCCUUUGCUUCAUCAUCUGGUUGAAUCGUGGCUUCAAGUUACGGGAACGACGGGGCUGUACUUAGGGCCCGGCUGUUCAUGCCAGCGGACCCGGGAGACUUUCACCUUCAUGCAGAGCUCUUGAGAGGGAAGUGGGACAGCCACCUUCAGCUCACCCCUCUCUUCCACUUUUUCCCUCGCCGGUGCAUUUGCUUGGCUUUUUCCAGGGGACUAUGGGGAGCACAGAAGGCUUCCAGUAUCGGGCCCUCUACCCCUACCGCAAGGAACGCAAUGAAGACAUCGAUCUGUUACCUGGGGACACCUUGGUGGUGAGCAAGGGGGCCUUGCAAUCACUGGGCUUUAAGGAUGGAGAUGAGCAGAUGCCAAACCAGAUUGGCUGGAUUUUGGGGGUCAACGAGCGCACCAAACAAAAGGGGGAUUUUCCAGGCACCUAUGUGGAAUAUGUGGGGCCAGUGAAAAUCUCUCUCCCGUCCCAUCGUCCCAGGGUCACCAGGCCAUUGCCCGCCACUCCUGGAACAGGGGCCUCCCAUGCUCCAGAGGAACAGGGGGUGACACUUCCAGAACUUUCUGAGCAGUUUGCCCCGCCCGAAGUCGCCCCACCUCUGCUGUGUAGGCUGGUGGAUGUCAUUGAGAAGAAAGGGUUAGACAGCAAGAUGCUCUACAGAACAUCUGGCUCCGAACUAAGGCAAGCACUGAGAACCGACUGGGCUGUGACUGGUGAUUUGGAGACCUUGGAUGUGCAUUCCCUGGGCGAGGCUCUCAAGGGGUACCUGCAAGAUCUGCCAACCCCCAUGGUACCCCCUUGCGUGCAGGGUGAAAUCUUACGAGUGCUCCAAGAUGUUCCCCAGCCGGAGCUUUGUCAAAAGCAGCUGCUUUCAGUGUUGGAGUCUCCAGCCAUGCCUCUGCCACACCUCCUCACCUUCCAGUUCCUGCUCCGGCACUUUUCCAAGGUGGCCGAACAAGCCGAAAGCAAUGGGUUGUCACCUCGGACCCUGAGUGAGAUCUUUGGGGUUCUGCUCCUUCGGCUCCCUGCAGCUGCCAGCUCUGAGACGGCGCCUGAUUUUCCAAACCUCUUCCUGGAGACUCUUCUGCAGGCAAAGGACACUGAGCCAGACCUUCCCCCUCCAGCUUUGCCUCCGAAGCCACCCAAAGCCAAACCUGCAGCGGUUUCUCUAACCAACGGGAACGGCACAACCCUGCAGGAUGCAGAGUGGUACUGGGGAGACAUCUCCAGGGAGGAAGUGAAUGAAAAACUCCGAGACACUCCUGAUGGUACCUUCCUGGUGAGGGAUGCUUCCAGCAAGAUCCAGGGUGAAUAUACAUUGACCCUCCGGAAAGGGGGAAACAACAAACUGAUCAAGAUUUUCCACCGGGAAGGCAAAUAUGGCUUCUCAGAGCCACUGACCUUUGGCUCUGUGGUGGAACUCAUCAACCACUACCGGCACGAGUCCCUGGCCCAGUACAACGCCAAGCUGGACACUCGGUUACUGUACCCCAUCUCCAAGUACCAGCAGGACCAGGUGGUGAAGGAGGACAGCGUGGAGGCAGUUGGGGAGCAGCUGAAAGUCUAUCACCAACAGUACCAGGACAAGAGCCGCGAGUACGACCUCCUGUACGAGGAAUACACACGCACCUCGCAGGAAUUGCAAAUGAAACGGACGGCCAUCGAGGCCUUCAACGAAACCAUCAAGAUCUUUGAAGAGCAGUGCCAGACGCAGGAGAAAUGCAGCCGGGAUUACGUGGAGCGUUUCCGGAGGGAAGGGAAUGAGAAGGAGGUGCAGCGGAUCAUGAUGAAUUCAGAAAAGCUGAAGUCUCGCAUUACCGAAAUUCAUGACAGCAAGAUGAAGCUGGAGCAGGACCUCAAGCAGCAGGCCUCCGAAAACCGGGAGAUCGACAAGCGCAUGAACAGUCUUAAACCUGACUUGUUGCAGCUGCGCAAACUCCGUGACCAGUACCUAGUAUGGUUGACCCAGAAGGGGACUCGUCAGAAGAAGAUCAAUGAAUGGCUUGGUAUCAAGAGUGAAACUGAGGACCAAUAUUCCAUGAUGGAGGAUGAGGAAGAGCUGCCCCAUCACGACGAGCGGACAUGGUAUGUAGGCAAGAUCAACCGCACCCAGGCAGAGGAAAUGCUGAUAGGCAAGCGUGAUGGGACUUUUCUUAUUCGGGAGAGCAGCCAGCGAGGAUGCUACGCCUGCUCUGUGGUGGUGGAUGGAGACACGAAACACUGCGUGAUUUACAAGACAGCAACAGGCUACGGCUUUGCAGAACCUUACAACCUCUACGCCUCGCUUAAGGAGUUGGUUUUGCACUACAAGCACACCUCCCUCGUGCAGCACAAUGACUCACUCAAUGUCACGCUGGCACACCCGAUCCUCUCCCAGCCUCCUCCGAGAUGAACACUUCCCUCUCCUACCACUUCCCACUUCCUCCCCUUCCAGAACCUCCGAUGAAUGGCCUGCCUUUCCUUGACUGCCCAAUGGGAUCAAAUAGCCCCCUCCCCACCAGAUUUCCUUCUUGUGUUCACUGUUAACUCUGCCUAUCGUUCUUGCUUUCCAUCGGUGGCUCUUCUCUUCUACUUCCUUUUCCUGCCUACCCUCCUUUCUCUAAGCUGGAAUUUUUUUUCCCCAACCUUGUCAACGUUAAGAUACUUGGACUUCAGCUCAGCAUGCUGGCUGCAGAAUUCUGGGAAUUGAAGUCCAUGCAACUUAAAGUGGUCAAGGUUGAACAUCACUGUUCUAAGCUAACUUCUUUUUACAUUCGCUGGUGCAUUUUGAAUUCCUUCUUCAUUUUCUCCUAGUGGCUUUUUUUUGGUGCUAGGGAUCCUACCUUAUACUGCUGGGCACGAUCUCAACAGAGAAGCUAUUCUUCGGGGAGAGGGGGGUUUGCUUCUGCAGGAUGGCAAACCCUAAGAAUUCGUGGAGAGACCAUUAUUUCCUUUCCUCGUUUUCUCCCUCCUGGAUUUGCCUGGGAAGGGCCGGAUGAGAUGGUUUAAGAACCCCUCAGGCCCUGCAUCAGGGGUGAAAUGCUACCAGUUCUGACCAAUUCACCUGAACCG
Messenger RNA from Thamnophis elegans (Western terrestrial garter snake), 3281 nucleotides. RefSeq names its product phosphoinositide-3-kinase regulatory subunit 2 (gene PIK3R2). Gene Ontology annotation, molecular function: protein binding; 1-phosphatidylinositol-3-kinase regulator activity. Bases 439 to 2622 code for a protein of 727 amino acids. NCBI's taxonomy places the organism in Eukaryota, Metazoa, Chordata, Lepidosauria, Squamata, Natricidae. Gene Ontology annotation, cellular component: phosphatidylinositol 3-kinase complex. Gene Ontology annotation, biological process: insulin receptor signaling pathway; phosphatidylinositol phosphate biosynthetic process. The record is from RefSeq and is a predicted model, not a curated record. The transcript is spliced from 16 exons.